AUCCCACAUAAUUGAACAAAAUCGUUUGCCAUAACACAUUUAACUUACCUGAUUUUCUGACAUGGAUUCUUCAUUCUUUCAUUACCCAAAUCUCCAUUUCUCACCUGAAUCAUCAUCUUCUUCUUAUGUUUCUCAAGCCCUUCCUUUCAACGAAAACGAUUCCCAAGAAAUGCUUCUUUUGGGAGUCUUAAAUCAAGCUCCAGCACCUGCAGAGAACUCCAUUGAUACCGCAUCUGUCAAUUGUACUUCUCGAGACGAACAUGAAGUGAACUCUAAAGAGGUUUCUUACAGAGGAGUUAGGAAGAGACCGUGGGGAAAAUAUGCAGCUGAGAUAAGGGAUUCAACGAGGAAUGGUGAGAGAGUUUGGCUUGGAACCUUUGAUACUGCUGAGGCUGCGGCUUUAGCCUAUGAUCAAGCUGCAUUGGCAAUCCGAGGUUCAAUGGCGAUACUUAAUUUCCCAAUGGAUAAAGUUUAUGAGUCACUUCUAGAAAUGAACUAUGGGUUUGAAGAAGGUUGUUCACCUGUUUUGACGAUGAAGAAAAGGUACUCCAUAAAGGGCAAACGAUCAGGGAAGAAGAAGAUCAUCAAGAAAGAGAAGGAAAGUAUGGAGAUGGAAAAUAUCAUUGUGUUAGAGGAUUUGGGAGCUGAUUAUUUGGAGGAACUUUUGAGUAUGUCUGAGAGUGCAACUCGUUGGUGAAUAAUUAGUGAAUUCACUUAGAGGUCAAGAUUUUGGAAUAAAUAAAAACAGUAAAUGUUAGGAUUCAAACCCCAAAAUGUUGAUAUAGUCAUUAAGAUUAAGUGUAUGAAUCAACCUUAUCAAAUUUGGGUUCUUUUUUCCUUUCAUUUGAUCAUUUUCUUUUCCGUUUCGUCUCCAUCUUUUUAUUGAUAUACUGAUAUACCGAAGAAGGAUUUUUUUUUUUUGUUGCCAAUUGUCUUUGAAUUUGUAAAUCUUUGAGAUGGUGAAGAAUCAAAGUUAAUUAUAAUCAAAUAGCUAAAUACUAGUUGGAUUUUCAA
Messenger RNA from Gossypium arboreum, 1014 nucleotides. RefSeq names its product ethylene-response factor C3-like. Gene Ontology annotation, molecular function: DNA-binding transcription factor activity; DNA binding. Bases 62 to 697 code for a protein of 211 amino acids. The record is from RefSeq and is a predicted model, not a curated record. NCBI's taxonomy places the organism in Eukaryota, Viridiplantae, Streptophyta, Magnoliopsida, Malvales, Malvaceae. Gene Ontology annotation, biological process: ethylene-activated signaling pathway; regulation of DNA-templated transcription. The transcript has a single exon.